GACCAACUGGGAUGUAUCACAUAGCUUUCAGUGCACUCUCGCAUAAGAUUUUGUGUCUUUUGUAAAUAUUCAGUUUUAACGAAAAGACAUAUGGUAAAUUAUAGUGUAUGUUUCGCACAAUACAGGGUUAUAUUGUGAAGUUUAAAGAAAAACGAGUCUAAUUCUGUGCACUAGCCUGAAUCAGUCGUAUCCUUUCAUUCUGCGACGCUCAAAACAAACCCAUUAACCCUUUUAACGUUACCGUUUUUUAAUCCGUUUAUGAGGUUUGAUAACAUCGCCAACAUUACAUUACUAGAUCCCGUGUUUACAAAGCAGCACUUGGCGAUGGAGGGUGUUUGUAACGCAGAAGAGUCAGAUGUGAUGUCUCAGACGUGUGUGCUGUCUGAGUUCAGUGAAUGCGCAGAAGUGCGAGCUGUCAUCAGCAGUCUACCCGACAUCCAUCACGACCUGGUCUGCAGGGAGAACACCUUUGAGAAAUUCGUGGUAACGAUGGACCGCUACCAGGAACAACCACAUCUACUGGACCGUCACUUAGAGUGGAUGCUGAACAUGCUCUUGGAGAUUAUCCGCAGUGAGAAGUCGCCACCUCUUCUGGUCCAUCUCUGUUUUAAAUUUCUCUACGUCAUCUCAAAGGUCAGAGGCUACAAGGUGUUCAUGCAGCUUUUCCCCCACGAGGUGUCGGACGUUCAGCCUGUUCUGGACCUCUUAUGCAGACAGGACCCAAAAGACACUGAGACCUGGGAAACACGCUACAUACUCCUCCUGUGGCUCUCCAUGACAUGCCUCAUUCCUUUUGACCUGUCCCGCCUGGAUGGCCACUUGUCCACUGACCCCGAGGUCAAAAGAGAGCCUGUCAUGGAUCGUAUCCUAUCUGUUGCCAAGUCAUUUCUAGGAGUCAGUGACAAAUCUCGAGAUGCUGCAUCUGUAUUGGUGUCAAAGUUUGUGACCCGCCCAGAUGUGAAGCAGAAGCAUUUGGGAAAUUUUCUGGACUGGUGUCUGACCACAAUCUCUCAGACCAGUGAGGUGACCAUGGAGGGAACUGUGGCCCUCGAUGGAGCAUUACAGUCACUGGCCCAGCUCUUCAAGCAUGGAAAACGUGAUGACUUCCUGCAGUAUGCCCCUACAGUUCUUCAGUGCCUGAAUCAGAAGAGAAUAACUGACAGUAACCAGGCCACAUUACGGAAACUGGGAGUAAAAGUUGUCCAGAGACUAGGCCUGACCUCUCUAAAACCACGUUUGGCUAAAUGGAGAUACCAGAGAGGAUGUCGGUCACUCGCAAUGAACCUGGCUCAGUCUGCCAUCACAGAAAGUGUAGAGGCUACAAAACCUGAUCUGUCAUUUGUCAGUCAAGAGGAAGACUAUGAUAUACCUGAGGACGUUGAGAAUGUCAUUGAACAGCUGUUGGUUGGACUGAAAGACAAAGAGACAAUAGUGCGAUGGUCCUCUGCCAAGGGGAUCGGAAGAGUGACCGGUAGGCUACCCAAAGAGCUCGCAGAUGAUGUGGUUGGAUCUGUUUUAGAGUGCUUCAGUUUCCAGGAAACAGAUAAUGCCUGGCAUGGAGGCUGCCUGGCUCUUGCAGAGCUGGGUCGGAGAGGACUGCUGCUUCCUUCACGUCUGUCAGAUGUGGUGCCGCUGAUUGUAAAGGCUCUGACGUAUGAUGAGAAAAGGGGAGCCUGCAGCCUGGGCUCGAACGUCCGUGAUGCAGCCUGUUAUGUGUGCUGGGCUUUCGCUCGUGCCUACGACCCAACUGAACUUGAGCCUUACGUCAACCAGAUAGCCAGUGCGCUGGUCAUCACAACUCUGUUUGACAGGAACAUCACCUGCAGAAAGGCCGCCUCUGCCGCUUUCCAGGAGAAUGUGGGCAGACAGGGCACUUUUCCCCACGGCAUAGACAUUGUCACAGCGGCGGACUACUUCACUGUUGGUAACCUGAAUAACUGCUACCUGACUAUCAGCGUCUACGUUGCUGGUUUUGAGGAAUACACCAAACCACUCAUUGAUCACUUGGUGACUAUGAAAGUCAAUCACUGGGAUGGGGUUAUAAGAGAGCUGGCCACUAAAGCAUUACACAAUCUAACUCUCAGGGCUCCUGACUACAUGGCCAACAGCGUUUUACCCCAGCUGUUGCCCAUGGCGACGGGAAUGGACCUACACACCCGUCACGGCGCUAUACUGGCCUGCGCUGAGAUUACUCAUGCUCUAUACAAGCUUGCCACCCAGGACAACAGGUCAGUGACUGACUUCCUGUCCUCUGACACCAUUGAAGGCCUUAAGGGCAUUCAUCAGAAGCUCUCUGACAGAAGACAGUACAGGGGAUUUGGUGGAGAGCUCAUGAGACCAGCUGUGUGUGCUCUCAUUGAAAAGCUGUCUCUCUCUAAAAUGCCUUUUAAAGAUGAUCCAGUUAUCACUGGUUGGCAGUGGUUGAUAGAUGACAGCCUAAAGAACCUUCAAAUGUUCUCCACUGGGGCCAGACAGGGUGUACAGGAUGCUGCAGUUUCAGCGUUGGCAGCGUUGUGUCGGCAGUAUUAUCAGAUUGAGAUCGGGGUGGCUGAUGUGAAAAUGCAAGAAGAGCUGGUUGGCCAAUAUCUGUCUGCUCUGGGGAGUCCUGUGGUUCUGACCCGCUGUGGAUGUGCUCUCGCUCUGGGCGCACUGCCUCCUUUUAUGAUCCACGGCAAACUGCAGCAGAUCCUUCAUGGGCUCCAGGCCGUUUGUCGAGUGGCACCGAAACAGGAGAGUCUCACAGAAGCCAGGAGGGAUGCCGCCACAGCCAUGUCUCAGGUGUGCGUAGCCGUAGGAGUGCGCGCGCGAGGCAGCCCGGACCGCGUGCUUUGCGAGGACAACGUAAGGGCCGUGUAUGAAGCCUUGCUGGGCUGCAUGAACGACUACAGCACGGACAGCCGAGGCGAUGUUGGGGUCUGGGUGAGAGCAGCUGCAAUGAGCAGUAUCAUGGACGUGACCCUGAUGGUCGUGGCAUCUGCGCCAGAGCUCCUCUCCUCUGACCUCGUUCAGCGCAUGAUGUGCUGCUUCGCCCAGCAGGCCGCUGAGAAAAUAGACCGUUACAGAGCGCACGCCGGCACCAUUUUCCUGCGGUUACUUCACAGCUUGGAGCCCGCAGUACCUUACAUUCCCCAUCGGGAGGAGCUACUGAGCAUCUUCCCUCCAGAGAUGGGAAACUCCCUCAACUGGAACGCAGCAUCACAGGCUUAUCCUCACAUCACUCAGCUGCUGGGGCUACAUCAGUACCAGUACCACACGCUGCUGGGCCUCACCGUAUCUGUGGGCGGUCUCACUGAAUCUACAGUGCGUUUCUCGUCUCAGUCUUUAUUUGAGUUUCUGAAGUCCAUUCAGCAGGAUGCAGCAGCUCUCCAGCAGUUUGGAGACACUGUGUUAGCAAUCUUCAGAGAUCACCUGCGCAACGACAGGGUGUCCGUCCCUUUACUGAAGAUGGUGGAUCAGCUCCUGGCUAACGGCUGCUUUGACCUCUUCAUCAGUGAGGAGAGUCAUCCAUUUUCUGUGGAGCUGCUGUCACUCUGUAAGGAGGAAAUCAAGAGGUCCAAAGAAGUCCAGAAGUUGUUGUCGUGUAUAGCCGUGUUCUGUGGAAUGGUCCAGUUUCAGGGUGACAUGAGGAAGAAGGUCUUAGUGCAGUUGUUGAUGUUGCUCUGUCACCCCUUUCCUGUGAUCAGGAAAGCGACAGCCAGCCAAGUAUAUGAGAUGCUCUUGACCUACGAUGAUGUCAUAGGCGAUGAGCAAGUGCUGGCUGAUGUCAUGGCUUCGCUCAGUGACACCAAUUGGGAAAGUGACAUCGCCACAGUGCGCGCCCACAGGAAUCAGCUGUGUGAUUGGCUGGGAGUGCCAAGGCCUACGCUGGUGGUCAAGCUUCUAACAAGAACUGUCUCUACUGUCUCUCAUUAAAUAGAAGGUGGUGCCCUGAAGCUCUUAACACCCGGUGGGAGGGAAAUGACACCCUGAACUCAUUACUACUUCGCUCAAUCUUAAUGAUGAUUAGCAGGAUUUCGUGAAGAGAGAACCUGUGGAGGGUCGGCAGAUAUUGGAUCUUAAAUCAUGUUAAAGAUGCAGCGUGUCCUUUUUUCAAAGUUUCCAUCUCAGCUUGAACUCUGAAAAGUGUAAAAACUUCAACUGUAUGUGGUGCUUACGGAUCAUUGUUUGUUUGUUUGUUUGUUUGUUUGAGUAACCUGAUACAGCAACACGUUUGGGGUGGGACUUUGUUUUGUUUAACCAAAAACAGGAAACCUGUUCGAGAAAAGUCAUUAAUUCCAUUUGUUGAUGCUAAUGCAAAAUAAACGAAACACUUCAUGUUAAAAGUAGCUGCUUUGUGUGAAGGGAUUGUUUGUAUGUGGCAAGGGUACACCGUAUGUUGGUGGGGACCAGUCCAAACAAAUAUAAAUGUCAUGUUAAAUGUAAAACUACAAUAGAAGCCAUUAUGUAGUGAUUAUGUCUAUAGAAAGUCAAUAUAAAAAUUGUGUUUGUGUGUGUGUGUGUACCCACGCUUUAAAACGUUGCUGUGGUUUUGCAGCAGCUUUGCCAGCAACUUACUGUAGAUUUAAUUUACAGUUUUGUUUUAAUAUAAACUUACCUAGUUCUUAUAUUUUCUUUCAUAAAAAAGACACUUUUUCACUUUUGUUGUUAUGUAAAUUUAGCGUAAUUUAAGAAGUUUCUUUACUUGAAAACAAAACAAAAUGCUCAGGAAGAAUGUCAUUUUUUGCAGUGUAGUGCCAGUAAUGAGAGCAGUCUUGCUUCUUUCUCAUUUCGAAUCUCAAAAGUCAAAGUGUUAUAAUUUUGAUUAAAGUAAAGCUUAACUCAAAUUAAAAACAGUACUAAUAGGAAAAUAUUUAGUAGUAAUCAAAUCUACAGUAAGUUAUUGGCAAACCUGCUGCAAAAUUACAGCAAAGUUGUACAGUGCAAUAAACUAUAUUUUGGGGUAAACCUCCCUUUGGGCACACCCUCCUUUGU
Triplophysa rosa is the source of this 4971-nucleotide messenger RNA. RefSeq names its product tubulin folding cofactor D (gene tbcd). Gene Ontology annotation, cellular component: lateral plasma membrane. The transcript is spliced from 40 exons. NCBI's taxonomy places the organism in Eukaryota, Metazoa, Chordata, Actinopteri, Cypriniformes, Nemacheilidae. Gene Ontology annotation, molecular function: GTPase activator activity; beta-tubulin binding. The record is from RefSeq and is a predicted model, not a curated record. Gene Ontology annotation, biological process: adherens junction assembly; tubulin complex assembly; microtubule cytoskeleton organization. Bases 259 to 3912 code for a protein of 1217 amino acids.